CAUCAUCACCAACGCGAUUGUAUUUCGCAAGGAAAAUAACAAAACACAUCAGCUGAAGUGGAACCUUCAGAUCUCUCUUUCUCUCUCUACGAUGGAGUUUCGCGUUUCCAUCAUUUGGAGCCUCUUCGUUAUCUUCUCUCUCUUCUCUUCCCAAUCUAAGGGUGAGCCUUCUGGUUCCGUUUUCUUCAUCGAUGGUUCCGGUCAUCAAUUCCUUCGCGCUGGAUCAUCCAACGAUGAGCACCCCACUAUGUUGCUUCAGGAAGUUGGUGCUGCUGUGUCAAUCUUGCUUGGUUUUGCACCACCUUCUAGCCUGUCAACUUCUAGCUCAUCCAAGUUGAAUGAGGUCCUCAUUCCCAAUCCAUUCAAUAGGCCUGGUGCUGUGUUCUUGUUGGAAGUGGAUGGAGUUAAUGGUCUUGAAAAAAUUGUCCAAGAUAAUGCAAAGUUGAGUGAUUCAGUUUUGAGGACAAACUUCCUUGGUUCUGACAAAGUUGACAUUCACCUUCUAGAUGAGAAUGAUGUUUCUGUGUUUUCUUUGGAUGAGCAAUAUGGAGACUUAACUGAUGCAGCAAUUAGUGAUUUUUCAUCUUUGAUGGGUGGAUCAUAUGCUUCAGAUGCACUAGAACCAUUAAAUGGAGUUCUUACCAUCCCAUUGGCAAAUGGUGCCUUUAGUCUUCAUAUGUCAAAGAAACCAGAAAGGGAGUAUGUAAUAGCUUUGCUGUCUCUUAUUCGUAAUGUACAAAGGGCUAUUCAAAUGCAUGAAUAUUUAACUCAGAGUACUCAGAGUCCCGCUGAGUUGGUAAUGGGGUACUUCAAUGGGAUCAAGGUUUUGCAAGAGCAACAGGAUACUGAAAGUCUUGCUGAACAUGGAGCUGAAUUAUUUCUUGCAACUGUGACAAAGAUAUUUGGUUCCCUGCAAGAAGCAUAUAAAGGUCAAAUUGUUGGUGUGAUAACAACCACUUCUGAAGAGAUGGGCAAAAGGUUUGAUGCGAUCUAUACUCCUCACCACAAUGUGCGAUGGUUGGAAGAAACACAACCACUGAAUGCAACGCUACCAGAAGUGUUGCUAGUUAGGAGAACCCUUGCUUGGGUAACAGGAAUAAUUUUGCUCAUUUCAACUCUUAUUGGGAUACAUUACUUGUUGAACAUGCCGCUCACACGGGACACACUUCUUUAUUCUAACGUUAAGCUGGAUUAAUCAUGGAAGCAAAAGCAAAGACAAAUCCUUUCAACCAACCAAGGAAGACCGGGCUGCCAUUGGGGGGGUUCUUUUUUCUAGAUGCCUCCAUUCUGUGUGCAUGAUUAUAUUAUUAUUGUUGUUGUUAAGGCAUUAGUUACUGGUGUUUUAUAGAUCAUCAAUGUAGCCAGUUAUAUUCGUAGUAUCAGGUAUUGGGUCUUCUGAAUGGUGGGUUCUCGCAGCUAUGGUGUUUAAAUGUGAAAGCAUGGAAUAUGCAACUUGGAUAGUUUAUGUGAUUAUUCCACCCAUUUACAAUAAUGAUGACAUUUUGAUGGAAUUAAUUUUCAUUUACAUUGUUGUAAAAUAAUAUGUUGCUGCUCCA
Molecule: messenger RNA, 1556 nt
Organism: Arachis ipaensis
Lineage: Eukaryota; Viridiplantae; Streptophyta; Magnoliopsida; Fabales; Fabaceae
Gene: PMP
Product: putative type 1 membrane protein
Cellular component (GO): endomembrane system
Source: RefSeq, a predicted model, not a curated record